GUGCACUUCUGCGUGUUUAACAUUUAUCCUGAAAUUUUAUAUAGAAACAGCAAGAGAUCCUCAAUAUCCGAUACCACUGCUCCCAUAUAAGGCAAAUCCAGAGUGCGCUGAGCCUGAUACGCUACUGCGCUUGCGCCGACGCCACCGCGCAGCUCACUCUGCAGUGGCCGUUCAAACUACGCUCAGUUCGGUCGUCAAAGUUAUUGAGGUUGUGUCGCGCGCUAUUACCCUCAUAAUACGGUAUAUUCUCAUGAUCUUCUACCGUGUUUAGUUCCGUUUCACGCGUCCCACUCCCAUCAAAUCACAAUGUGCGACCAGAACAACACACAGAGCAUAGCGGACUACCUGGCUCAACUGUUGAAAGACAGAAAACAGCUAGCAGCGCUGCCUAACGUUUUCAUACACGUAGAAAGGCUUCUGGAUGAAGUUACCAAGGAUAAACCUAAACCAACUCCAGGAAUCAACGGAAUCGUAUAUUAUCAAGCAUUUACAAUCUUGAGAAUGCAACGUAACUAUUACAUGUGCAUGCCUUUCACUAGUACCACCAUUAAAAUUUCUGUAAAGCACCUGGUAUAA
Messenger RNA from Acanthoscelides obtectus, 576 nucleotides. NCBI's taxonomy places the organism in Eukaryota, Metazoa, Arthropoda, Insecta, Coleoptera, Chrysomelidae. The record is from the annotation of a GenBank genome assembly.